Molecule: messenger RNA, 598 nt
Organism: Gavialis gangeticus (Gharial)
Lineage: Eukaryota; Metazoa; Chordata; Crocodylia; Gavialidae
Gene: SNORC
Product: chromosome unknown C2orf82 homolog
Exons: 3
Coding region: 202-567 (121 amino acids)
Biological process (GO): cartilage development
Cellular component (GO): cell periphery
Source: RefSeq, a predicted model, not a curated record
GCGGUCUUCAGGAGAGAGGUCUGCUCAACCAGUCAGUGUGUCAGUCUCUGCAGGAGUUUGCAGAGACUGUCUGCAUCCUGAUGUGAAGGGAUUUGUGGCCUGACUGGGCAAAGUUGUUUUUAUGCUCGUGAAGUUUCCAAGCAUUUCAAUACUUUGAAAAGUUGAAGAAUUCCUUCCAGCGCCUUGUUCCUGGAAGAAGCGAUGCCCCACCACAGAGUUCUUCACCUGGUCCUGCUGGCACUCGCUGGAGUCCUGGUCCCUGCUGUGCUAACAGCAGAGCACCCACAGGGGCCAGUCCCCACACUGUGGAACGAGCCACCGGAGCUACCUUCGGGAGCAGGCCCCUUUGACACUACCACCGCAGCCCACGUCUCCGACUCCACAGGCUUCCCCCCUUACACCUCGGAGUAUGAACCCAAGGACACAACCCACCUCCACCGGCUGGAUGAUGGGAAUGGGGCUCUGGGUCCUGGAGCUAUCGGUGCCAUUGUCAUUGCCGCUUUCCUGGGCACGUCUGUGAUCGUGGCCUUGAUUGUCAUCACUCUGCGGAAAUUCUCGGCCUCCUGAACUCAAUAAAAGUCUUUUCAUAAGAACUGUC